Fragaria vesca subsp. vesca is the source of this 1227-nucleotide messenger RNA. Its product is annotated as F-box protein At2g05970-like. Bases 1 to 1227 code for a protein of 408 amino acids. The record is from RefSeq and is a predicted model, not a curated record. The transcript has a single exon. Lineage: Eukaryota; Viridiplantae; Streptophyta; Magnoliopsida; Rosales; Rosaceae. Gene Ontology annotation, molecular function: protein binding.
AUGGUUGAUAAGGCAUUCCACCGACGCACAACAAGGACGGAAAAAACAACCAAUCAACCAAACUGGUCCGAGCUACCACCUGAACUCCUAGAGCUCAUCUUGAAAAGCCUUACUGCAGUCGACAUAAUUCACAUCAAAGCUGUUUGCAGUUCAUGGAUGCACGCCGUAAAACACUAUCCCCUGCCUCAAUCUCCGUGGCUCAUGCUCCCCAGUAAUGAUCAAAACAACGUCACCUCUCGCUGCUUCUUUGAUGUUGCAGGCAAACCUGGUACGUUUUACACGAUGACCAACCUUUUCCGAGGCUUCUCCGAUUCAUGGUGUAUAGGUUCGUCACAUGGAUGGUUGGUCAUUCUGGACCCAAACCCAAAAGCAGUCGUGCAUCUUCUUCAUCCACUUUCAGGAGGACGCCUUCGACUCCCGGAGAUCGGAACCAUUAUUGCCGAGAUUCUUACCUCCUUCAACAAUGACGUUCAAAUCAGACGUCAUAUUAGUAAGGUUGUUCUCUCUUCCGACCCAGCUCGCAACAAUAAUUUCACGGCGGCUGCCUUGUUUGAGGAGAAACAACGCUCAGGGCUCGCGUACUGUAAGAAGGGCUACAUAACGUGGAUCGAAUUUUAUAAGCCAAGUGAUGAGUACUCCUAUAGUGACGUGAUAUUCCACAAUGAUGACCAGCUCUUUGAGCUUCGACAUCGGAACGGAUGGUUGAUUGAUGUUUGGAACUUGAAAGAAAAUCCCAUUGUCAUGAAAACCAUUAGGUUACAAGACUGCCGGAGAUUUACGCUGGAAGAAGAAUUCGAACGCUUUCUCUGUGGAAGAUAUGAGACUUAUUUGGUUGAGUGUUUGGGUGAGAUAUUGUUAGUAGAGCGGGCUAUAUCACUCAGACGUUCCCAUCCCAAUAGAACCGUUAGCUUUGAGGUUUUCAAGGUGAACCUCACGAACUCGCAAUUGGAGAAGGUGGAGUGUUUAGAUGAUCGGGUUUUAUUUUUCGACGUAAAUCAAUCUGUGUCGUUAUCAACUCGGGAUUUUUCGGCACUUGAACGGAAUUCCAUUUACUUCACAGAUGAUCGCUGGUGUAUGAUGAGAAGGGUUGGUAAGGGUGAGGGUAGUACUGCUUAUGGUGGCAAUGAUAUUGGAGUCUAUAGUGUAGAAUAUGGAGUUGUGAAGCCAUUUGAUGAAAUUAAUAAUGAGCGGAUCAUUGAUCCUCUACCCUUUUGGAUUCUUCCUUGA